This is a messenger RNA of Sitodiplosis mosellana (orange wheat blossom midge), 892 nucleotides long. RefSeq names its product U-scoloptoxin(05)-Cw1a (gene bou). Gene Ontology annotation, biological process: regulation of synaptic transmission, cholinergic; positive regulation of voltage-gated potassium channel activity; sleep. The transcript has 4 exons. The coding region runs from base 234 to 812 and encodes 192 amino acids. The record is from RefSeq and is a predicted model, not a curated record. NCBI's taxonomy places the organism in Eukaryota, Metazoa, Arthropoda, Insecta, Diptera, Cecidomyiidae.
UCUUGUCAAAUCGAAACUAUCGCUAAUCAUUAUUUAAAUUUUUUUUAUUCGAUUUCUUAGUCAUUUGGAAGGCAAUUGUGGCCGGAUAUUUUUGUGAAUACGAAAAAAAUUGGUAAAGCGAUUUUGUUUGCAUCGAUCAAGAAUUUGGUGAAUUUUAAGUGACAUUAUAGCUGGUGACGAGGUUAACACGCCCAUUCAAACGACAAAAUAAUUCCCGAAGAAAUCCGUCCAACAUGAGAAAUUACACGAUAGUUAGCGCCGUUUUAUUCUGCAGCUUCAUAAAAAUUGCAACUUCGAUUAGUUGUUAUGUUUGCAAUGCCACCGAUUCGACAUCGCCGUUCCAGUGUGGCGAAUGGUUUGAACGCUACGAUACACCCGACAUUGUGCCACAAGAUUGCUCAAAUGUGUACGGCGCCAAAUAUUGCGUAAAGCAUAUCGGUCGCUUUGAAGCCAUUUCGAUAAAAUGCUAUCAAUGCUCAUCGGCUGAUACAAUAAACUGUGGUGAUUUGAUGAUUGCUCAGCCCGAUUCACCGCUGCAACCCGAAGAUUGUUCACAUGUGAUUGAUGCGAAAUAUUGUGUCAAAUCAACCGCACUCAAUGGUGGCAUUGGCGCUAAGCGGUUCUGUUCAUCCAAGGACUUGGGCAAUUAUUGCAAUUAUGUCGAGAAUAAGGGUGAUCGAAUGGAGUAUCGCUCGUGCAUUUUCACCUGUGACACAGACGGAUGCAAUCACUCAAAUCAUAUUACCUUGAAUCGAAUUGUGUUCGGUGCCUUCCUGACUAUUUUCUUCACCAUCAUCAAACUGUUUACAUAAACCAACACAUUUUUACGAAGAGUCUCAAUUAAAAAAAAAAAAGAAAAGUUACUUUUAUCUGUAGAUUUUUAGUAAAAUCC